Phoenix dactylifera (date palm) is the source of this 597-nucleotide messenger RNA. Its product is annotated as ubiquitin-related modifier 1 homolog. Gene Ontology annotation, cellular component: cytoplasm. The record is from RefSeq and is a predicted model, not a curated record. Gene Ontology annotation, biological process: tRNA thio-modification. Lineage: Eukaryota; Viridiplantae; Streptophyta; Magnoliopsida; Arecales; Arecaceae.
UCCUGCAGGCCUUCUUCCAAGAAUACCAAAUUAGGGUUUAGUGCGAGGUUCGAAUCUCCGUUCCUCUUUAACUCCUAGUCUCUUACCCUUUCCCUUCUGCUCCCUCCUCUAGAUCGAGCAAUUCGAAGAAGACAUGCGUCUCACUCUCGAGUUCGGCGGCGGCCUCGACCUUCUUUGCAACUCUGUAAAGAUCCAUCACGUCGAUGUCGACCCAAAGACAGGAGAAGACAAGUUAUCGAUGAGGGACCUACUGUCUUGGAUCAAAUCCAAUUUGAUCAAGGAAAGGCCGGAGAUGUUCGUGAAAGGAGAUUCUGUGAGACCGGGCGUUCUAGUGCUUAUAAAUGACUGUGACUGGGAACUGUGUGGUAGUCUCGAUGCGGUGCUGGAAGAGAAGGAUAUGGUAGUAUUUAUAUCUACCUUGCAUGGUGGGUAGUAUCUAUUUGAAGAGUGAUGUCUAUUAGCAAUGCUCAUGUUAGGCCGAGCUAUGAUGAGGUUGGAACUUUUCACAUCAUUAUUGUACUGGAUCGGAAUAUUUAUUAGAGUUACAAAUUUGAGAUCAUGGUGUUUGUUUAUGGUAACAAUACUGCUUGUCCAUCA